This is a messenger RNA of Triticum urartu, 492 nucleotides long. RefSeq lists its product as uncharacterized. The record is from RefSeq and is a predicted model, not a curated record. NCBI's taxonomy places the organism in Eukaryota, Viridiplantae, Streptophyta, Magnoliopsida, Poales, Poaceae.
CGAGGAAGCCCGGGGCUUUGGCCGGGACGAGGCCAUCGCCGAAGCGGCCGCUGCGCUUCUUGGACGUCCCGCGCGACCUCUCCGCCGUCUUCAUGUCGCUGCCGCCCAAGAAGCGGAUCCGCGCUCCGCCGUGCCUGGUCGCCUUCCGCCCGAGGUGCGGGGCCGCGUGGGGCCAUGGAUCGGCGCUGUAGCCCCGGCUGGCCGUAAUUUAUGGGCUCCAUGGUGCAAUUGUUCAUUUAUCGGCGAAUUCUUGGAGUUCUUGCGCUGCGUUCCUCUUCCUUCUUUCUUUCUUUCUCUUUCUUGCGGUGGCUUCUUGGUUCCCACGGCCAUGAUAUAGUAGUAUAAUCUCUAGUGCAAAUAAUUAACGCGUUAUUUUGCCUUUUUUCUCUCUGUCAUUCUGAUUUUUAUUGGGUUUGUGUGAAGGAGAAAUUGUACUAGAAUUGAAAAGGUUGCUAUUUACUUAUAUAAUAUAGGGAUGAUGAUUGGGGAAAA